GUCAAAGGCCAGCCUCUCUCUUGUUCUUGUCUCGUUUCAGAAAAUUUCCAGAAAUCGAAAGCGGAAGCUAUUUAGGUAAACUCUUACCUUGACCCUACACUACACACACACGAGCCAAGCAAACAUCUUGUCAGCAGGUUAAACAAAGAGAAAGUAAAAAAAGAAUUAAAUGGAUGGUGAUCAUCCUUAUCACAAUAUGGGUGUAGAAUCCCCGCCAAUUAACAACUCUUACAAAAUCACAACAGAGAAAAAGCUUCAGCAAAACAAGCAAUUAGCAAGAAUCUUCUUUUCACUUUUUCUUGUCUGCCUGGUUCUACUGAUUUGCGCUGUAGUUUUCAAAUUUGGAUGCCCCUCAAAAGUUGCUACAAGCAGAGAAAAAAGCCAAAGUCCUGUCAUCAAAUUCCUUCAUGUAUCAGACAUUCAUUUGGAUCUUCAGUACAACAACAGCUUGAGCAAAAAAUCUCUUUGUCGUAACUUGGUAAACAUUACAUCAGAAACAGCUCCAUUUCAAGCACUAUAUGGCAGAGUUCGCUGUGAUUCACCAGAAAUAUUGGUAGAAUCUGCCCUUGGGUUCAUGAGAAACCUUUCUCUCACAAAACUUGGAAAGAUUGAUUUCUUUAUGUUCACAGGUGACCAAGUUGCACAUGCAAUUGGCCGUGACUAUGGAAAUAGUACCAUAAUGGAAAGGGUUCUGAAUAACAUGAGAGCAGCCAGCAAUAAAAUUGCCUUGGCAUUUUCUGGAAUACCAAUUUUCCCAUCAUUUGGAAACAAUGAUCUCCCAGGAGAUUAUGUCCUUCCGAAAGACAGCAAGUUCUAUGAAGAUGUUCUGGCAUUUUGGCAGCCUUUGGUCUUGUGCAAAAAUUGUUCAUUCAAGGUUACAACUGAGGAGGAGUUGAAGAAGACAUUCUUAGCUGGAGGCUACUACAAAGCAGCAAUCCCACCAUUAAAACUUGUGCUCCUGCAACUAAAUUCAAAUUAUUGGAAUGUUGAGUGUAUUAAAAGAAAUCCAAAGGGUCAGACUUUGGUGAUUGCAGAUGCCCAGAUGAAAUGGUUGGAAAACCAGCUACAAAUUGCCAAAUCUGCUGAUAAUAAAGUUAUCAUUUCAGGCCAUAUUCCACCAGGAAUCAACGCCUAUGGUGCAUUUGAUGGAUUUUGGGCACAAAACUACACGCAAAAGUAUGUUGACCUUGUGACAAAGACAUACAGUGACACUGUUAUUGGACAGCUUUUUGGCCAUAUUCACAAGGACGAUUUGAGACUUCAAAUGUUGAAUGACAAGGCUGGCAGUGUCGAUACACACUCAUCUUUUGUAUUUACGGCACCUGGUAUCACGCCUAUAUACAACAACAACCCUGGAUUUCGUGUUGUCACGUUCAACACUGUCAAACGGUUGCUUACUGACUACCAUCAGUAUUACAUGGACCUCGUUUUGACAACACAAACGAAAAUUCCAACAUGGCUGUUUGAUUACUCGUUCAGCGAUAAAUACAUGAGUCAUCUACCGGAAGACGAGAGAUUUAUAAAUGGCAAGCUGAUUUCUGACAUAGUGGAGAGCUUUGUAAAUCGAACUAACGAAAACAGGCAUUGGCAGAAUUACAUUCAACAUCGCCAAGUCAAUUACCAACCUGAUCCAUACUCGAGAUACAGGCUGUACUGCGCUGCCAAACACGUGACCAAGACAGCAUUCGAUGAAUGUGUGAAACGAUACCCUGUUACUGGCGGAUAAAGUCAUCUACAUAAAUUUACACUUUGUAUUAAAUUGUGAAUGAGUUCUAAUUUGGUAAAGAAAUCUGAAACCUUUGCUUGUAUAACUAAUUACUUCGCUGUAAAUUGAUGGUUGGUAUUUUUUUAUUUUAAAUGUCA
Messenger RNA from Rhopilema esculentum, 1863 nucleotides. Its product is annotated as cyclic GMP-AMP phosphodiesterase SMPDL3A. Gene Ontology annotation, molecular function: phosphoric diester hydrolase activity. NCBI's taxonomy places the organism in Eukaryota, Metazoa, Cnidaria, Scyphozoa, Rhizostomeae, Rhizostomatidae. The record is from RefSeq and is a predicted model, not a curated record.